Messenger RNA from Drosophila grimshawi, 1496 nucleotides. RefSeq names its product FAD-dependent oxidoreductase domain-containing protein 1. Lineage: Eukaryota; Metazoa; Arthropoda; Insecta; Diptera; Drosophilidae. Gene Ontology annotation, molecular function: oxidoreductase activity. The record is from RefSeq and is a predicted model, not a curated record. Gene Ontology annotation, cellular component: cytoplasm.
UGCUCAGUGCGAAUCAUGCUGCGACUGGGACGUGUUUUGCGAUCGGCUGCUGCCCUGCAGCAAUCGCGCUUCCAGAGCAGUAGUAAAAUCGAUGGUGCAGCAGCGAGUGUUCUCGGAGAUCCGCUGCCCGAGCGUUGUGAUGUGCUGAUCAUUGGUGGCGGCGGCAUGGGCGCCUCCUCGGCCUAUUGGCUCAAGCGUCGGGCGGAGCAGAAGAAGCUCAACGUGCUCGUCGUGGAGCGGGAUGCGAGUUAUGCAACGGCAUCCACUGUGCUGUCCGUGGGCGGUGUGCGUCAACAGUUUUCGCUGGCGGAGAAUAUACAAAUGUCGCUCUUUGGCCACAAUUUCAUUUCAAGCUGUCGCACUCAUUUGGGCGAUGUGGAUCUGAACUUUCGGCCGCACGGCUACCUCGUCUUGGCCAGUGAAAAGGGCGCCGAAACGCUGACGCGCAACUCCAAGCUGCAGAAUGAGCUGGGCGCGCGCAAUGAGCUGCUCGGCGCGGAGGCAUUGCGUCGCCGCUUUCCCUGGAUGUGCACCGAGGACAUUGAGCUGGGCUGCUAUGGCAUCGACAAGGAGGGCUGGUUCGAUCCCUGGGCCCUGCUGAUGGGCUUUAAGAAGCAGGCGCGCUCGCUUGGUGCCCAGUUCGCCAACGGCGAUAUUGUGGGCUUUGAGUGGAAUCCAGCUGGUGCACUCUCCGCCGCAGUGGUGGCCAGUGCCGAUGGCAAAAGACGCACCGUGCAAUUUGAUACUUGUGUGCUGGCUGCUGGUCCCUGGUCUGGCCAGGUGGCGCGCCUGGCCAAGAUUGGUAUGGGAGGAGACCUACUGCGUGUGGCACUGCCCGUGGAGCCGCGAAAGCGGUAUGUCUAUGUCGUCAAUACCCAAGGCAAGAAUUGUCCAGGAGUGGAGACACCUCUAACUAUCGAUCCUGAUGGCUCGUACUUUCGUCCCGAUGGAUUGGGCGGUAAUUUCCUAUGUGGUCGCAGUCCCGCCGACGAUGAGGAGCCCAAGUGCGACACUCUGGACGUGGAUCAUGGCUACUUUGAGUCGAAUGUGUGGCCCACCUUGGCCAGUCGGGUGCCCGCCUUCGAGUCGCUUAAAGUGCAGAGCAGCUGGGCAGGCUACUACGAACACAACACCUUCGAUGCGAAUGGCAUCAUUGGUCGACAUCCACACUAUGGGAACCUGUAUAUAGCGACCGGUUUCAGUGGCCAUGGCAUACAGCAGACGCCAGCGGUGGGCCGAGCCAUCGCUGAGCUAAUUUUGGAUGGCAAAUAUGGCGCAUUGGAUCUGAGCCGGUUGGGAUUUGAGCGUCUGGUUGCCCAGCAGCGAAUGCUGGAGGUGAAUAUUGUCUAGACGAGACUGGAAACCAAUUUGUGUUGGUUUGUUGCUGUUUCGAUUUUAUUUUAAAUAGGCUUUGAUAGUAAACUUCACUUAUUAGUUUUGGUACAACUGCGUUUCCACAUUUGAUGUAUAUAAAAUUUUGUUCAUUUCUUUUGGUA